CGCGCCAGGCUGCCCCGGAAGCGGUUGCGCCACUUCCGGGUGGUUGUCAGUGACGCUCUCGGGCCGUCGCCAGGGUGCUCUGAGGUGGUGCCGGGCUGGAUUCCGGACGGCGGGUCAGGCUACGGCUAGCUCGGCGCCCGAGGUGAGAGGCGGGUACAUUUUACGUAUUUUGGAAUAAACUCUACUGACAAUAUGAAGGAAGGGACAGUUUGUGAACUGAUAUGUAUAAGGAAAUAAUUUUCUAUUUGGGAUUAGAAGAUCAGCUCAUUCUUAGAGUCUUCCGAAAUAAAAUUAGGAUGGACUGGGGAGAUGAAUAUUCCCAUAAUUCUUUUGACCUACACUGUUUGUUAAACUCUUUUCCUGGAGACUUGGAAUUUAAGCAGAUCUUCAGUGAUAUUGAUGAAAAGAUUGAACAAAAUGCUGCAAGCAUAGAACAUUGUAUUAAGGAAAUACAGUCUGAAGUUCACAAACAGUGUCCAGAUGUGCAGCUACAAACAACAACGGACUACUUGGAAUGGCUAACUCACUAUAAUUAUGAUACUUCUAAGUCACCUUCUAUUCCCCAUGGAGAUGUGAUCAAAUUCCUCAGAACAGUGCAAGAUUUGUUGAAUGAUGAACAAAACCAGGAAGAUAUGAUCCUGGAUUUGCUGUGGGACCUUUCCUGCCAGAGCAAUGCCGCAUUCCCAUCGAGCAUGAGUGGAACAUCUUUCCAUUUCCUCUCUAGGACUUCUCUUCAUUCUGUGGAAGACCAUUUGCCUGUGGAUGUAAAGUCCCUAUGGGAUGAUAUAAGACUGCGUCUUCGGCGCUUCUUAGUGAGCAGAUUGCAAAGCCAUAACGAAAUAAAUAAUUCACAGCAAAAAAUCUCAUUGAAAAAUCAGUGCAUACAACAACUCUUGUUUCUUUAUCCAGAAACGGAAGUUAUAAUCAAGUACCAAAGCAUACAGAAUAAACUGUCAACUAACCUUCUGCAGAAUUGCAUUCCUCCUUACAGCAGAGAUUCAAAUUUAGAUGUAAUAGCUUGUGGCUACCAAAGUACAAUGCUUAAGUUAUACUUAAUGAUAAAAGAGGAUUUUAAUAUACUAUGUGAAAUUUUAGCUCCAUUCUCAACAGUGAAAUUCAUUAAAGAAACUUACCUGGAUACUGUAACAGAAGAAAUGGCAAAAUUUCUUGAAAAUUUUCGUGAGCUGCGGUUCAAAGAAAGUGCUGUCCAUGGGGUUAAAACAAGCAAGAGCUCCAGCAAGCAUAGAGGAGCAGUGCAUGCCUUGGUCACUCCUGAAUGCCCACAGAAAGGAAGAAACAUUUGCUUUUCCUUAGAUGAACUCAAUUUCUUAUCUCAUCUUAUAAAAUCCCUUUUGAAGCUAGAGAAAAAUGUCCAAGAAUUGUUUGAAGAACUGUUUUUAUCACUCAAGAUAUCCAGGAAUACUUCAGGGAUUCUGGAGAAAUCCUGUAGAGAGCUUUUAACAGAAAAAUCUAGAGCAAAUGAAACCAGUGUUCCUUCAGAGCAGUUGCUGCCAGUAAAAGAGGCUACUUUACUAGAUUUUGGCUGGAGAAGUGCCUUUAAGGAAGUGUCUCUUCCCGUGGCAGAUAGUAUAACAACUGCAAUUGAAGAUUUUUCCACGAGAAUUCUCCAAGAGGAACAGAAUGAAAGGUCUUCAACUGUGAGCUGUGCUGUGAACCUUGUAAAUGUCCAGCAGGUUUGGCAAGAUGGCCACGAGUUUCCUCAGGAGGAGCAACCAAAGAAAAUUGCAAAGUUUUGUUCUGACAUCAUGGAAAAACUUGACACAAUGCUUCCACUGGCUCUGGCAUGCAGAGAUGAUUCUCUUCCGGAAAUUAGAGAAAACUUGGUGGAGGCCUGUUAUAAAGUGGCAACAGCUGUCCUGGCGAGACUGCGAGAGAGAAGCAAGGAGGUCCCUUCCAAAGCACCCCUGAAAAACCUGCCCGCACUGCUAUCCUCAGCGGUGUAUGUCUUCCAGCGUUUCACACAAUAUGACAAUUUGAUGAAAGAAACUACUAAAAAACCCAUAUUCCUGGUGCCUGUCCAACGGUAUCAGGAAUUCAUCAACACUCUGCAGUUUCAGGUUACGGACUACUGCGUCAGAGUUUGUGCUACAAGCAUUUUACAGGAUGGUGAGAGCCACCACUGGGAUGACUACAAAGCUUUUUAUGAGGGGGAAAGAUGCUCCUUCGCACUCCAGAUGUGGCAUUAUUUCUGCUGGGCUCUUCAUCACGAUCUCUGGACCAUCCUGCCCCCUACGUUAGCCCAGGAGAUCCUAGCAGAAGUGCUGGAGAAAUCUUUGGGUCUGCUGGCCUCCAGAUAUUCCCGGGCCCGUCCCAGUUGUAAGAGAACUCCACAGAUAAGACUUGAUGUCACAACAAUUUUAAUUUGCACUGAAAACAUGUUAUGGUCAAUUUGUUCAUCUGGACAGCAGCUUUUGAAUCCUCAUGAGUAUAGAGACAGUAAAAUUUUCAAAAUUCAUACCUACUGUAAUAAUCUGCUCACAACAUUAGUCAUUUUGACUUCACCAUUAACAGAAUUGUAUAAGACUUUUCAGCAUGGCAUGGAUGAGUCUGCUUCAGAUUCCUUAAAAUCAGUUUUCAACCAACCAUUACACUGGGUUUCUUGCAUUUCACAUUUCUACCCUUCUUUACUCAGGACUCCAUCAGCUGGAGGCCUGAAAACCGAGGGUCAGUUGAAACUGCUCUUAUCCCAGCCUGGCUGUAAUUGGAACCUGCUUCUGGAAACCCUACUGCAUUGCGAUGGUCUUUUAUUGAGGAUCCUGCUGAAGGGCUCGAAACAAGUUUCUGACACAGAAAAUCACCUGCAAGGAUCCAGCUUGGUGGAAGCCAUAUUUAAAGUCCUAUACCAUUGCAAUUUUUCUCCACAAACAUUUGGAAAUGUUUUUGUGAGCUACAUGGAAGAAGACCAAUUAUGGGACUUUUUAUAUAAUAUUCCAGUCUCAACGUGCCCGGAGUCAGAGCUAGAGGUCAUCCGAUGCUUGAGACUGGCACUGACCGAUGCUGUCAAGGACAUUGUCCAGCAGACCGUAUCCAUGAUAACCUCCAGGAGGAACUGUGAGACAAACCUAGCCAAGCCCCGUGUCCCUGAUCGUCUGCUAGAGAGUAUUCCAAAAGAAUGCAGCUACAUGCCACGAGAGACCCAAAGGAAGGAAUCCACCAAAGGCUUCACGAGGCUUGCUGCUCAGGCAGUAUCUAUUGUAAUCAGCAAGUUACCUACGGUGAUUGCAUGUUUGCCUCCCCCAAUUAAAUACUUCUUUUUUCUGUCUGAGAGAAAAAUGUCAAAAAACUUUGUUGAAUUGAAGAAAGCUGGCCUGCUUGUCUGGAACUUGAUUGUAAUUAUACGUCGGAUAUUUGAGGAUGGAAACACUGUGGAACUCUUAACAGGUGCCUCCCUUGACAGAUGGAGCAAAGACAAACUCGGUUUAAUUUGUGUGUGUUUGGAAAGCAUCAUGGGUGAGCAGUGCAGCCCUAAUCAAAUGGCCCAAAAGGUCAUACAGAGCAUUGAGCAGCAAAAACCCAACUGGAUUGAACGCCAAUUGUUGAAAGCAAGGAAACUGAGCACUGAAUGUGCAUUGAUGGCAACAGAGAAGAGCCCAGCCUUAGAAGAAGGAGAUACUGCUCUUGAACUGACUGAGCAGAAAAUAAACACGAUGGUUCUGGAUCUCUGCCACAAACCAGGUGGCAGCAAGUACCUGAGGCAAAUUUAUCACAUCAUGCGGCUCAAUGAGGAAUAUUUAAAAGAACAGCUGUUUUCUAUAAAUGGUUCAGAGGAAAAGCCAUUAGUCGUCCCACCUCUAAGGAUGACCUUGAGGAGUGUGGAAGAUCAGCCUGCCUUUAACCCUUUCCACGUGCACAAGGUGUUUAGGGAAAGCAUGCUAGAUCAGUCAGCUAUCACAAAAUGGAACUGGAACUGGUCAAAGUUGCUGCCAAAUUAUCUGGGGCUGGGUAAGACGACCUUCAGUGUCCUGCUCAAAAACAGGUGGGAAAUGAGGAAUGAGGAGACACUAGAAGAGGAAGAAAAAGCUAUGCUGGAACAUUUGAAACAAAUUUGCACCAUACAGAACUCUCCUGCCUUGGCUAACACAGAGGAACAGUAAUCUGCAGAAAACAGCAACAGCUUUAUUUUAGGAGACACUCACAUGUAACAGGGUAGGAUUUCUGCUGCAGUCAGAACGAAGCUCAGAUGUGCUGUGAAGGAUGAAACCCAUGACUGAGUAAUCUUUCUACUGAAAAGGGAUACAGCAUGCAGAGAAUAAAGUGCUACAUAUUUUUGAUUUUAAAAAUAAUUUUAAAUGUUUCUCUUUCCCCAAUCUUUCUUUUUACAUGAUAUAACUGCUGCCAUCUCGUGUUCCCUCUGAAUUACUUUUUUUCUUCCUUUCAGUCCCGAAGUAUCUAUGACAACAGGCAAAAUGUUUGGUAAUGUUUCCCCUAAGGAUUUUUUAAAUACGGUAUUUGGAUGUUAAGUUGAGUGGAGUCAUAUAGCCCCCCCGGAAUCAUCUGAAAAUUUCCAUAUCCUCUAUAGCUGUAGCCCAAGUCCAGGUUCUAACUGCCUUUAGUACCCAGCAUUGUACCAGCCUCCCUUACCACCUGACCUCUUCCUCAUCCAGUGUAUCUCAAUCACAGCCACAAGGAACCUCUUCUUAUUUUCAGUCCUCCUGCUAAACCCAAGUCAAACUUGACGCAUCUACUGUCGGGUCCUAUAGCAAAUGGCUCCAUGUGCAGGAAACUGCCAUCCUCUGGGCUCAAUCCACUCCCUUGCUGUUUGGAUAAAUCAAAAGCACCUUUCUCCCAAAAUUAUGCUCAAAAUUCAGUCCAACGAUCUCUGUCCCAUUGCUCAUCAUCCUACUACUGUUCUUAUUCCCCAUCGAUGCCCAAACUUGCAUAUACCAUGAGGAAACAGAGUAUGUUCUCCCACCCUCUCUGCCAAGUACAGUCAUAGGUGUUGUUAUGUCCUUCCUCUCAGUGCCUAAUAUCAGAUCAUGAAGACCUUGGAGCCCUGACAAUGUAAUAUGAAGUCUCCUUCGUAUAACUCCACAUGUGCCUACUGCAGUGGCAACCACUGAGUAAGCAGUUAACAAACACAGUUGAUUGAAUGGCUGAAGACAGCAAAAACCAUGAGGCAGUUGAGCAGUCCUCAGGAUAUCUAGAAGAAGCCUCUGUCAUGGGUUAACAUUUUAGAUCAUCUGACUUCAGACAUCGUAGGUUCUGAUGUUCUCCUAAAAAUCACAAAUUAUCUGUACUCUCACAUUUUCUAUUUUGUUUAUAUAUAAAAUAUACAUAGCCUGCAUGAUUUCCAAAGGAAAAGAACUCCAUGCUUUUUUUAAAAAAAUUAUUCAUUUCUUUGAAGGGCAAAGUUACAGAGAGAGAGGGGAAGAGUCAGGGAGACAGAUCUUCCAUUCACUGCUUCACCUCCUAAUGGCCACAAUGGCCAGAACUAGGCCAAUCCAAAGCCAGGAGCCAGGAGCUUUUUCUGGGUCUCCCCUGUGGGUGCAGGGGCUCAGGGACUUAGGCCAUGUUCUGCUGCUUUCCUAGACACAUUAGCAGGGAGCUGGACUGGAAGUGGAGCAGGUGGGACUCAAACCAGCACCCAUCUGGGAUACCAGCGCCACAGGCAGUGGGUUUACCCACUAUGCCAUAGCGGCAGCCUCCUCAUGCAUUUUUUUCAAAGAGUGAAAGCUUGGGAUGCAGAAGAGGUCACCAUAGAAAUUUCUUGCAUUUUUUUCUUUAAAUGAACUUACAAAAAUGGCCAAGUCGCCAGCUGCCUGCCAAAUAACAUCUUUUAUUUUUUAAUUCCACUUUAGUUGGCCUGGAUAAUAAUGAACCAAGUAUUUUAAGAUGUGGUUAAAAUAUUUUCUAAAAAUUGUAGGUAAAUUUUAUGAGAACUCAUGUUCCAUCUGAUCUUAUCUAUAAACAACUAUUAUAACGGUCAGAGGAAGGCAACAGUUGACUGUUGCUUCACCUAAGUGAUAGUCUACACAUAUGUACUAAAUUUGCAUAAUUAUGCAACACUAAAAUGGAAGGUGAAUAGGCCAAAUAAUACAACUUUUCACAUUUGGGUUGUCUUGUAAUAUAUCUCAAGUGUCUUUUAAAGCCACUUUUUCACUGAAUUUGUAUACUGCUGUACUAAUCCUAGGAAGUGAGUUAGUUCCUGCAGAAAAAUUUUUUUAUAUGACUCCCACUUGAAAGAAGUAUAGUAAGGGAAGAGUGGGAUGAGAUUGAAAGAGAAAGAGAGCUUCACUUGAAUUUUCUCCUGUACUCUUUGUGAACUUACUAUUGACAUAAGCGCAAUAAAAUUUAUAAUUUGGGAUGUUAAAUGACAAGUGUUUGAUUUGUAAAAUCAUUUUGACCUUAUACUCAAUAUGUUUUUUUGAAUUACAAUAAGAAGUAGUAUUUCAAAACAGUUGUUGUAUCUCACAUUUAUUUUGAAUUUGUGUAAGUUAACAAUAGUAAUAAAGCCUAACAGUUUAUA
Messenger RNA from Lepus europaeus (European hare), 6487 nucleotides. Its product is annotated as KIAA0825 ortholog. The record is from RefSeq and is a predicted model, not a curated record. The transcript has 21 exons. NCBI's taxonomy places the organism in Eukaryota, Metazoa, Chordata, Mammalia, Lagomorpha, Leporidae. The coding region runs from base 222 to 4115 and encodes 1297 amino acids.